AUGGCAAAGGACAAUCUCACAGUUGUGGAGGAAUUCAUUCUCCUGGGAUUUUCUGAUCUUCCCAACCUCCAAGGGUUUCUCUUUGGCAUUUUCUCUGUCAUCUACCUAUGUAUAUUGAUAGGAAAUGGACUCCUCAUUGUCAUAACCAAGAUUGAGCCAAGUCUCCAAACACCAAUGUAUUUUUUCUUGGGGAAUUUUUCCUUCUUGGAAAUCUGUUACACAUCAGUCACUAUACCCAGAAUGCUGGUAGAUCUUUGGACUCAUAAGAACACUAUUUCUUUCCUACACUGUGCUGUACAAACCUGUUUCCUCUAUAUUCUGGGAGUGGCAGAGUGCUUGCUCCUGGCAGUAAUGGCAUAUGAUCGUUAUGUGGCCAUCUGUAAGCCUCUCUACUAUCCUCUCAUCAUGAACCGUAGGGUAUGUAUGCAAUUGGUUGUGAUGUCCUGGAUUAUUGGAGUUCCAGUACUGAUAGAGGAGACAUACCUGAUUUUCUGUCUCAAUUUUUGUGGUCCUAAAAUCCUCAAUCAUGUUUUCUGUGAGGCUCCACCAUUACUGGAGUUGGCUUGUGGGGACACAUAUAAGACAGAGGUCUCUGUUCAAGUUGUUGCAUUGCUGUUUGUCAUAACUCCCUUUCUGUUGAUACUCACAUCCUAUGUCAAAAUAAUAAUUGCUAUCCUGAGAUUGCCUUCUACCUCAGGGAGAGCCAAGGCCUUUUCCACCUGCUCAUCACACCUCAUGAUAGUGUGUUUAUUUUAUGGGUCUGGUAGCAUUGUGUAUUUGAGGCCAAAAUCCCAUCACUCUACAGGAUCAGUCAAAGUGCUUGCUCUUUUCUAUACUACUGUGACCCCAGUAUUUAACCCCUUGAUAUAUAGCCUCAGAAAUAAGGAUGUCAUUGCUGCUUUGAGAAAACUUUUUCCUAAGUGA
Molecule: messenger RNA, 924 nt
Organism: Sarcophilus harrisii (Tasmanian devil)
Lineage: Eukaryota; Metazoa; Chordata; Mammalia; Dasyuromorphia; Dasyuridae
Product: olfactory receptor 10AG1-like
Exons: 1
Coding region: 1-924 (307 amino acids)
Biological process (GO): G protein-coupled receptor signaling pathway
Cellular component (GO): membrane
Molecular function (GO): olfactory receptor activity; G protein-coupled receptor activity
Source: RefSeq, a predicted model, not a curated record